AUGCGCCACAUGAUCCUCUACAUGACGAUCAAUCCUGCUGACGACCAAAUAUUGUCUAACCAACCAAAGAGACAAAGAUGCACAGAAUCUGAGGUUGGUUUUAUAAGAGGCACCCUACGCCCUGACACAAAUUACAAAUCAAUGUUGGGUUGGUCCACUAGGGACAAGAGGGCCUUCAGGACAGAGACACUAGCAGGAAGUAUCAGUUACAGCAUAGAGACUACACUGGACACCCGAGAAACCCAGGCUGCAAAAAUCCCGACACGCUACCCAAAGACAUGA
Messenger RNA from Dovyalis caffra, 282 nucleotides. NCBI's taxonomy places the organism in Eukaryota, Viridiplantae, Streptophyta, Magnoliopsida, Malpighiales, Salicaceae. The record is from the annotation of a GenBank genome assembly.